AUGGCUGCACCAAGCAUGUGGGAACACUCCAAUAACACUGUUACCUUGAGAUCGUUACGCCGUUUUCCGAGAGAUGUAAUCCCACAAACUUACAACGCUACCAAAUCAACAACACCGCUGGCAUCAUCGAGAUCUGUUGAAUUCGGUGCAAAUGAUGUAAUCCCACAAACAUACAACGCUACCAAAUCAACAACACCGUUGGCAUCAUCGAGAUCUGUUGAAUUCGGUGCAAAUGGUACCAAAUUAGCACCCUUCUCCGCUGCUCCUGCUGCUGCUGCUCCCCAUCGAUUACCAACUCCGAUUCGAAAGAAUGUUGGACGAAGUAUGAUUCCAUCGCCACGCACUUCACUUCUUACCAGAUCGUAA
Molecule: messenger RNA, 366 nt
Organism: Gongylonema pulchrum
Lineage: Eukaryota; Metazoa; Nematoda; Chromadorea; Rhabditida; Gongylonematidae
Source: the annotation of a GenBank genome assembly